Messenger RNA from Rubroshorea leprosula, 1231 nucleotides. The record is from the annotation of a GenBank genome assembly. NCBI's taxonomy places the organism in Eukaryota, Viridiplantae, Streptophyta, Magnoliopsida, Malvales, Dipterocarpaceae.
GCCACCAGAACGAAUAAUCUCUCUUCCAAACCUUUUCCGAUAAUCAGACAUCGGAUUUGGAGUUUCUCGACAUGGACCCGUUCAAUAACAACAGUGGAGGAAACCAUUCGGACAGCAAAUUUGAGUCAGACUCGGAAGAUCCUGCGUUGGGUUCAGAUUUUAUUGAUACUAAUUUGGUACAUAAUAAUGACGAAGAUGAAGAUGAAGAUGAAGAUAUGCUAUGGGAAAUCAACUUGCAGUCGGAAGAACUACUAAGCAAUGCAGAUACAACGUCUGCAUGGCAACUGACACCCUGGAACAGUAUUUUAGUUAGUGGCGAAGGUGAAGAUGGUAUGCCAUGGUGGGAAAUCAACUUGCAGUCUGAAGAACUGCUAGACAAUGCAGCAGAAACAACGCCUGCAUGGCAACAGAGACCCUCGAACAAUAUUUUAGUUAAUGGUGAAGAUGAAGAUGGUAUGCCACGGGAAAUCAACUUGCAGUCAGAAGAACUACCAAACAAUGCAGGUACAAUGUCUGCAUGGCAACAGACACCCUGGAACAAUAUUUUAAUUGAUAGGGAAGAUGAUGUUAUGCAAUGGGAAAUCACGUUCCGGAGGUCGGAAGAACUACCAAACAAUGCAGAUACGAUGUCUGCAUGGCAACAGGCGCCCUCGAACAAUAAUACUUUAUUCUCUUUCGAACUUUCCCCUCCCAACACUUCCGAAACACUUGAGUGGGAAUGGCAAAGUGAUGAAGAUUAUUUUGAUAUUGAGAUUCCACCGCGGAGAAUUCUUCCAGCUGCGAAAUUUGUGGUGGAAGGGCUUCCAGAGGUUGAAAUGAGAGGUGGGACUGAAGCGGUUUGUGCUGUUUGCAGUGAGGAGAUUGCAGAGGGAGAGAAGGUGAAGAUGCUGCCCUGCUGGCACUAUUAUCAUGGGGAAUGCAUUGUGCCAUGGCUGAAGAUGAGAACUACAUGCCCAGUUUGUCGGUUUGAGUUGCCUACUGAUGGUGAACUUGAAUGGUAUUUGAGCAACAGGAGGAGGAUCUUGGAAGCUACUACUAACAAUGGGGACGACAAUGGCUCGCUGAAAGAUUUGCCUGUUAGGGACAGUUUCGAAUUAUCACUUGUGUUAGAUUAUGAGGAUUGCAAGCAACAUUGAUCAAUGGCAUUGGUUGAAUGCUCGCUCUUUCAGUGUCUAUUUUGAUGGCCAGUGUUAAUUAUCUCUUCGUAUGCAUAUAAAGGAAAGUAUAGAAU